GGGUACUUGUGGAGAAGCAACAGAUCUCAGCUGGAAAACAACCCCACAUCUGGCACGCGGGACGACCAAAUCUGAGGAGGAAAAAUCAGUCAAAUCUUUCACUGCAUGAUUAGAUGAACUGGACCGGUGGAUCAAUCUCUGACUUCCAAAUCACGAGCAGGGACGAGAAAAGUUGCCAAUAUUAGUUGUGGAUUUGAUUUUGGCGCUGCAGAAUUUGGAUAUUUUUUUGUUUUUUAAAAAAGGGGGAGAUGAUCGUCACAUGUUUUCUGACUUAGCGUUUUCUUCUAUAGGAAAUACCAUGCGUAAAAGCCAAUAUUCUUAUAUUUCCUGGCAAUAAUAUAUCUUCGUGGACGGGAAAUAAGUCCAACAUCUUUGCGCCCGUGGACAAGAAUUAAGUAUAACAUCUGGAGGCAACAACUCAAAACACCUUGUCCAAUCUAUUCGACUACAACGUUUACAAACACCAAUCGAGUUCCGCCACCCGCGUUUUGCUUUUUUCAGCCUCCAGACUGAGUUUUGUUACAGGUGGUUUUCAUCGCGCUUUACCGUUACUAUGCACCUUAACAAUCAGCAAUAAAUGAGCCACAUGGGUGUGAAAUGAAGGCUCACUUUGCUUUAAUUUUCUGAUUUUUCCCCCCAGUGGACAACAGUUUGAACCAGGGGCGAACAGCCAGUAGGUCUGCUCUAAAUGAUAAGCUCGGUUUGUGUUUCGUCUUACCGAGGACGCAAGUCGGGCAACAAACCUCCGUCUAAAUCAUGUCUGAAGGAAGACAUGGCCAGAGGGGAAGACUCGGAUAAAAUUAUUAUCAACGUAGGCGGCACUCGACACGAGACCUACAAGAGCACCCUCAGGACCCUGCCGGGGACGCGCCUGGCAUGGCUAGCAGACUCGGAGUCGCAGGUCAGCUCCGACUCAGACAUUGCGUCCCCGAGUGCCACCGAGUUCUUCUUCGACAGACACCCCGGCAUCUUUGCGUACGUGCUCAACUAUUACCGGACAGGCAAGCUGCACUGCCCGGCUGACGUCUGCGGGCCUCUAUUCGAGGAAGAGCUGGCGUUUUGGGGUAUAGACGAGACUGACGUGGAGCCAUGCUGCUGGAUGACCUACCGGCAGCACCGGGACGCGGAGGAGGCCCUGGAGAUAUUUGAACCGCCCGACCCAGAUGACACCGACGACGAGAGAGAGAUGCCGAGGAGGUUCGGCAUCGAAGACGUCCCCGACAGGUCGAGAGGCUGCCGCGAAGUUUGGCAGCCAAAGAUCUGGGCGCUGUUUGACGACCCGUAUUCAUCUAGAGCAGCCAGGGGAGUUGCACUUGCCUCUCUCUUCUUCAUCCUGGUGUCGAUCACCACAUUCUGCCUGGAGACCCACGAUGCCUUCUAUGAAGUGAAAAACUGGACGGAGCACGUUGUACAGGACAACAUGACAAAGAACAUCACAAGGAACGAAAUAGUGACCAACCCAAUCCUCUUCACCGUGGAGGGCAUCUGUGUAGUCUGGUUCUCGUUUGAAUUUCUGGUGCGCAUAAUAUCCUGCCCAGACAAAGUAGUCUUCAUCAGAAACAUGCUCAACAUCAUUGACUUUGUGGCCAUUCUACCAUUCUACCUGGAGUUGGCUCUGAAAAGUCUGUCAUCCAAAGCUGCCAAUGAUGUGCUAAACUUCCUCCGUGUGGUCCGGUUUGUUCGAAUCCUCCGGAUUUUCAAGCUGACGCGCCACUUUGUAGGCCUGCGUGUCCUGGGUCACACGUUGAGGGCUAGCGUCAAUGAAUUCCUCUUGCUUAUUAUCUUCUUGGCGCUAGGUGUGCUAAUCUUUGCCACCAUGAUUUACUAUGCUGAGCGUAUUGGAAUCCAGCCUAAUGACCCCACAGGCUGCAAUCACACACACUUCAAGAAUAUCCCCAUCAGCUUUUGGUGGGCGGUGGUCACUAUGACCACACUGGGCUAUGGAGACAUGUAUCCACAGACGUGGCUCGGCAUGAUGGUAGGGGCGCUUUGUGCACUGGCUGGGGUGCUGACCAUUGCUAUGCCGGUUCCCGUCAUCGUCAAUAACUUUGGGAUGUACUACUCGCUGGCUAUGGCAAAACAGAAGCUGCCAAAAAAGAAGAAGAAGCACAACCCAAACCCUGACGCUCCAACUGACUCAGCCUCGUUUGGGAAGUCAGAAACAAACUCGCACAGAGACAGUACUCAGAGUGACACGUGUCCACUGGCUCCUGAGGAGAACAUCAGUAGGAACCGCUCAGACUCCAAACAGAACGGGGAUGCAAAUGUGGCCCUUUCAGAUGAGGAAGGCUGUAGUUUGACCCAGCCGCUGUCCCCCAGCGAAAAGUGGACAUUGCGGUGUUCCCGAGGCCGAGACAAGAAUAAGAAAGAGGGCACCUGCUUCCUCCUAACCUCAGAGAACCCCAGCGUUCAAACUGAGAGCUGUAAAGACAUCCUCGCUGCCACGGGAAACUAUGCUCAGCCGGAGGUCACCACUCUGACCUGAUGCUGAUUGGCUAUGAAAAGGAGAAAGAGCGUGAUUUCCUCAGUGGCGUACACGUCCCUUCCUGAAUGAACUGCUGAAGAGAUUCUUCGAAUUCAGGAUGAGAACUUUUGUUUUAAGUUGCAUAGCACAUUUAUCACAUGUACACUUACUUACAUGUUAGAGAGCAUUUUGCAUGUACUGCAUGCUCAAGCAUUGUAUGAUACUCCAAAAAAUGGCUACCAUUCAUAUGCAUUUUAUUUAGCGGAUAUGUCAUAGCUUGACUCCAAGGCUCCGAAAAAAGCAUCACAGAUUUAUUCCAAAGUGACGUUAAGGUCACUUCUCUGCCUGAUUUGAAGUCGAGAAAGUGUGAUUAGGGAUGCAACGAUACCAAUUUUUUCAAACCGAUACGAUACCGAUACUUGGAUCUGAGUACUUGCCGAU
Neolamprologus brichardi is the source of this 2905-nucleotide messenger RNA. RefSeq names its product potassium voltage-gated channel, Shaw-related subfamily, member 4 (gene kcnc4). Gene Ontology annotation, cellular component: voltage-gated potassium channel complex; neuronal cell body membrane; dendrite membrane. Gene Ontology annotation, biological process: action potential; potassium ion transmembrane transport; protein homooligomerization. Lineage: Eukaryota; Metazoa; Chordata; Actinopteri; Cichliformes; Cichlidae. The record is from RefSeq and is a predicted model, not a curated record. Gene Ontology annotation, molecular function: protein binding; delayed rectifier potassium channel activity.